AUGGCAUACGCAGCAAUGAAACCAACUAAACCCGGCUUGGAGGACACUCAAGAGCAGAUCCAUAAGAUUAGGAUCACUCUUUCCUCGAAGAACGUCAAGAAUCUUGAAAAGGUUUGUGCCGACCUGGUUCGCGGUGCCAGGGACAAGCGUCUCAGAGUGAAGGGACCUGUUAGAAUGCCAACCAAAGUUCUUAACAUCACCACCAGGAAAUCCCCAUGCGGUGAAGGCACCAACACAUGGGACAGAUUUGAGCUGCGUGUGCAUAAAAGAGUAAUCGACCUCUACAGUUCUCCUGAUGUGGUCAAGCAGAUUACCUCAAUCACAAUUGAACCUGGUGUCGAGGUCGAGGUCACCAUUGCUGAUGCUUGA
Sphenostylis stenocarpa is the source of this 369-nucleotide messenger RNA. The record is from the annotation of a GenBank genome assembly. NCBI's taxonomy places the organism in Eukaryota, Viridiplantae, Streptophyta, Magnoliopsida, Fabales, Fabaceae.